CCAUCUCUGUCAUUUGUCAGUGUCACUGUCAAACGAAUUGUGGUGAGCGAAUGGUCGGUUCUUAUUUGUAAUAAAGAAAUCGCAAUAAUUUGCGUUUGGUACAAUUUAAAACGAAUCGCUAUUAAUAGUAUAAACAAUGGCAAACUCUGGAAAAGGCACUUUCCAACCGGACUCAGAUGUUCACAUUUCGUUUGAAGAUCAGCAGAAAAUAAACAAAUUCGCACGUUUAAAUGCUAAAGUAGAUGACUUUAAAGAUGAACUGAAAGUUAAACAGAAUGACAUGAAAAAUUUAGAAGAAGCUGUGGAGGAACUCAGUCUUGCAGAUGAUGCUGAUAAAAUACCUUACCUUAUUGGCGAAGUAUUUAUUUGUCAGGGACUCGAAGACACUUUGAAAUCAUUAGAAGAUGCCAAAACCCGUAAAGUAAAUGAAAUAAGCGAACUUGAGGCCAAAUGUGAUGAGUUGAAAUCCCAAAUGGCUGAAUUAAAGGCCCACUUGUAUGGAAAGUUUGGCAGUCACAUCAAUUUGGAGAAUGAGGAAGAAUAAUUAAUAUAAAUUCAUUUUAGCUGCUUUGUAAUCGAAUAAAAAGAAUACUGCAUGUAAUACAAAUAUUUAUUAUUAAGGCAGUUGUCCCACCGGCAACGAUGAACGAGUAACGAGUAGAGCUAGAACUAGAAACUAGUGAAAACAAAAACAAACAAGUGAAGCGAGCACUCGCCGGCAGUGUGAACAGUCAGCGAUCAACUAUUUGUAUAUGCAUCUCUUUUGUUUACACGGAAAGUAUAUCUAUUGUACGUUUCUUGAGCGAGAAAAUAGCCGAUAGUUAGUCGUUCACUCGCCGUUGGUGGGACAACUGCCUAAGUCAGUAUUACCAUAUUAAACAUAGUCCAGCUGCUUAAGAUAUUUAAAUAUCACAAAUAAUAAUUAUGUAAUCUUGGCUUUGCCUGGCUCACAUGUCGCUACAUUGUUCUUUAAAACAAAGCCCUCUAACAUUGUAAUAAUAAAUAUAAGGCUAAACAUUGAAAAUAAAGAAUAAUAUUUUUAUUUUAUAA
Messenger RNA from Spodoptera frugiperda (fall armyworm), 1050 nucleotides. It is a transcript of the gene Pfdn4, whose product is annotated as probable prefoldin subunit 4. The record is from RefSeq and is a predicted model, not a curated record. The transcript is spliced from 3 exons. Gene Ontology annotation, biological process: protein folding. Lineage: Eukaryota; Metazoa; Arthropoda; Insecta; Lepidoptera; Noctuidae. Bases 137 to 544 code for a protein of 135 amino acids. Gene Ontology annotation, cellular component: cytoplasm; prefoldin complex.